This is a messenger RNA of Epithele typhae, 966 nucleotides long. RefSeq names its product S-adenosyl-L-methionine-dependent methyltransferase. Bases 1 to 966 code for a protein of 321 amino acids. NCBI's taxonomy places the organism in Eukaryota, Fungi, Basidiomycota, Agaricomycetes, Polyporales, Epitheliaceae. Gene Ontology annotation, molecular function: rRNA (adenine-N6,N6-)-dimethyltransferase activity. The transcript is spliced from 6 exons. The record is from RefSeq and is a predicted model, not a curated record. Gene Ontology annotation, cellular component: mitochondrial matrix. Gene Ontology annotation, biological process: rRNA methylation.
AUGCCCCGCGCGACUUCAGACCGGUUCACCCGGGCGCACCAGCCCUCCGCAAAAGCAAAAUCAUCAAACGCGGAGGCGGGGCCUUCCUCUGCGACCCGGAAUCCCAUCUUCAACACAGAACGGUUCGGCCAGCAUAUCCUCAAGAACCCGCAAACAGCUCAAUCCAUCGUAGACUUAGCGAACCUACGCCCGACGGACAAGGUGCUGGAAGUCGGUCCUGGUACCGGCAACCUGACGGUGCGCAUCCUCGAGAAGGCGAAGCAUGUCACCGCGGUGGAGAUGGACCCCCGCAUGGCGGCCGAGUUGACGAAGCGAGUGCAGGGCAAGCCGGAGCAGCGUAAGCUCGAGAUCAUGAUCGGUGACUUCGUCAAGGCCACGCUCCCCUACUUCGACGUCUGCAUCUCGAACACGCCCUACCAGAUCUCCUCCCCGCUCGUCUUCCGCCUGCUCUCGCACCGGCCGCUCUUCCGCGUCGCGGUGCUGAUGUUCCAGCGCGAGUUCGCGACGCGGCUCGUCGCGGUCCCCGGCUCCGCGCUCUGGUCGCGCCUGUCCGCGAACGUGCAGCUGUACGCCAAGGUCGACCUCGUCAUGAACGUCAGCAAGAAUAACUUCCGGCCGCCGCCCAAGGUCGAGAGCAGCGUCGUCCGCGUCGUGCCGCGCGACCCGCCGCCCCCGGUGGAGUUCGCGGAGUUCGACGGGCUGGGGCGGAUCGUGUUCGGGCGGCGGAAUAAGGUCGUGCAUGCGAACUUCCAGGCGAAGGGCGUGAUGGAGAUGCUGGAGAGCAACUGGAAGACGUGGGCCUCGGUCAACAAUGCGAUUGUUGAAGAUGGAGUGGACUUCAAGAAGAAGGUUGAGGAUGUGCUGGAAGAGGCCGGGUUCUCGGAGAGUCGAGCGGCGAAAAUGGACAUCAACGAUCUCCUAAAACUGCUGUCGGCGUUCCAUGACGCAGGCAUACAUUUUGCAUGA